AUGCCGUCGCAAGGCUCAGAAAGCCUACAUGGAUCAAUCUUUAUUGAAGAAGCCAUGCAAUCUGCAUUGCCAGCAAGUCACGAUAUCAUUUUCAACCCACCCUCUUCCGGUUCAAGUGGUCGGUCCCCACUUAAACCUUUUCGCCAAUUGAGCACCUCCCCUCCCAAGGCCAACAUCACCAACCUCAACGUUUCCUUUCCUCCCCCUCGACCUUCAGCUUUCAGAACGGAUUCACCCUCGAAGAAGCCAACAUUCAGUAUGUACUUUGCACCGAAGAAUCCUCUCCGGCCGAUGUUCAAUGCAUUUCCUGCUUGUAGCGCAGCCGAUAAAGAAAAUAGGGCUCCUUUCCUACACAAUGAAAACAUAGCCGAGUUUCCUGACCCCGCUUGUGGCCUUCAGCCAACAUUAAAGAGAUCAUUUCCAAUCACGGGAACGCCACAUCAGCAUAGUGUGAAGAAGGCGCGGGCAGAGGACCUACAGUCCGAGCUACCAGAUCCAAAAAGUCUGCCAAUCGUAGAAGAUGAUGGCUGUAAACCUCAGUAUAGCUAUGCUUCUCUUAUCGGCAUGGCAAUAUUGCGGUCUCCUGAGCGCAAGUUGACUCUGGCUCACAUAUACAAGUGGAUCGCAAACUCCUUUGCUCACUAUCGAAGGGCAACCGAUGGCGGCUGGCAAAAUAGCAUUCGUCACAACUUGAGCCUAAACAAGGCCUUCAUCAAGAAAGACCGGCCCAAAGAGGAUCCUGGGAAGGGUCACUACUGGGCUAUCAAGCCUGGGUGGGAGUCCCAAUUCAUCAAUAAGGAGAAAGGAGGUCGGCGGCCAGCUUCAUCAUCUGGUGCUAGCCAGAAGAGUCUCUCCCAGCAACCAUCUAGCGAAGCCUGUACUUCAGGCCCUCAGCUACCGGCUUUGUCAAAGCCGAAUGCUGAAGCAAAGACUCAGACUAAAGAGCCUUCUUCGGAUGCGACUGUCCCAGCCUCAGAUGCGCCUUCUUCGUCAGAUGAGGAGGCACAUAUCCUGACGCUUUCCGAGGCCGCAAGGCCUCAAUCGUCCCCUUUACAGGAGAUAUGCUCGUCGCCGCCACUGCUUCCAGAGAUCCGAGAGGAUACCCCCUCCCCUGGACUUGACCUUGAUCUUUCUUCCUUUUCGAAACCCCGGGCGCGCAAACGUAAACACGCAGACAUGGAUGACAGUGGAUAUUUUUCUUCUCUAGACUCGUCUGCGCUACGCCCUCACCCUGAGCCCAAACUUCCUAGGCUUGACCUUAGUCGUCAAAAAGUCAAGCGAGGACGUGCUGAAGAGGAAAUCGCCCGCAUGCGUUCCUCUUCCCAUGAUAUCAGCCCAAAUAGGGUCCGAUCAUUCAUGAAGCAGGCCACCCCCUCACUUGUCUCUUCAUCGCCAUUGAGAUCUUUAGACACUGCCUUGAUGCCACCUCCUCUUACACCAGCUGCGAAAUUGAAGUUUCCAUUGAAACCUGCACCAUCAGUAUCUCCCAACACUAAUUUGCGCAUGCAUCGCAACAAGAUUAGGGAUCUUAUUGGUUCACCUCAGAAGCAUGCCAUGGGCGACAAUUUCUAUAGCCCUGCUUUCAAAAUUGCGGAGGACAACCAACCUGGCUCGGACCAAAGUCUUGAUGCUGGAUUCAGUAUUUUCAACGAUAUCGAUGAUGACAUGGCGCAACGACCACCCAUGAAUUCACAACAAAAGCAUUCCAUUCGACGAUCUGAUCAAGCCUGUAGAUCUUCCAACAUCCUCGCAGACAUCACUGGCACAAGCAUCAACAGAGUUUCACCACCUUGCUUAAGGUUACCAGACUACGAAUCACCUCUCAAACAGAAGUCCAAUAGGUCCCCACUUCGCUUUGGCAGCACAGUUGAAGACUUCCCACAAGAGGAUCUCUAUAUCAAUUUUUCAGAUGACGAGGAGCCUGACGAUUUUGGGGGGUUUGAUAUUCUACAAGGAUUUUCCAAAAUCGGCAGUAACAAACCAUCUAACGCAAUCCAAAAGACGUCCCGACCGGCGCUAGGGGCCAGGAGUCACACAAGAAAGUUUUAG
Molecule: messenger RNA, 2049 nt
Organism: Bacidia gigantensis
Lineage: Eukaryota; Fungi; Ascomycota; Lecanoromycetes; Lecanorales; Ramalinaceae
Exons: 1
Coding region: 1-2049 (682 amino acids)
Biological process (GO): regulation of transcription by RNA polymerase II
Molecular function (GO): RNA polymerase II cis-regulatory region sequence-specific DNA binding; DNA-binding transcription factor activity, RNA polymerase II-specific
Source: RefSeq, a predicted model, not a curated record